GUACUACCCGCUCUCCACCACAAGCCCUUCCACUUCCCCUUCCCCUUUUGCAGAAAAAAACGCCGUUGCACGGGGAUUAUACGCGGAAGCUCCACUGCGACGCUGCGCUACCGAAUUUACUGUCGUUAGGUGGACUACGCCAAGCAAGCCCAGCUGAGGGAAUCGUCUGCCAGCGUUGCUCUCCAUCACUACUACUACCUCCGUACUUGCAAAUCUCAUCAACACCAACACCACCACCACUCCUCCCCCAAACCCCAAUCCAAAGCCGCCUCGAUCCUGACCCCUCGAACGUCGACUUCCCAAUCUCCUGCAUUGCACGCAGUUCCCCGGCGGAUCGUCGCACUCACCGCUUGCAGAAGGUCCACACGUACGAGUGUUGGAAGAUUGAAACAUUUGGAAGGAUUGGCACCGACCGCUAUGGAUGUGUAACUAGGCCAGAACACCGCAAUACCGAACACGCACCUCAAUCUUCACCUUCCUCCUCCAGACGCCUCUCCUCUGCUCAAGUUGUGAAUCGUCGGCCGAUCCCCCUCCAUUCACUCGAAUUGUAGACUUCACUCGCAUCUGAGGUGAUCGAUCGUCAGGCGUGUCACCGAGAACUCUGAAAGCAUCUGCAUCUGCAUCUGCUUUGCAUCGGCACCUUCAUCUCCGUCUUCCCCAUCUCCCAGCACGCGAAACACUUCAAAGAGAAGCCCCACAACCGACUCCAAGACUCCAAUUCCCACCUCCACCUCACAUCACAUCACGACCGCGUCUGAUCACUGUACAUAUUAUUGAUUGAGACAUCAGUCACUGCAUCGUCCCUUCCAUACGCCCCAGCGAUAUCCGAUAUCAAAUCCUAGGUGAAGGAGCCUCGAUACAUAUUCCCCCAAUCUUCGCCUUUUCGGCCGAACAGUAUCUGCAAACAGGUCUUUGCAUUGCACGACUUCCCACCUCGAAGUGUCCACGAUCAACAAGGAGAGAAAAGGAGAAAUCAUGGAGGGCUACCGGCCACUGAGUUUGACAGAAAGGAGGGCCUCGAUGGUCUACAACAACUCCAUGGAGGACAGCGACCUAUCACCCACUUCUCGAGCGACGCUCACUCUCAACACAAAUACAAACAGUGCGCGAUUAUCUUCAAGGGUGGAGAAGAUCGUUCAAUCUCGUCCUAGAGGACCUCCGACUCCAAAUAUGACAACUCCCUCCGCGGACCCAGAUUCUCCUGCUCAUUCGAGUCACGAUCCCCCUCCACCACCGACCCCCGCUGCAAGUCCCGGUCCAGAUCGCCCACAACCGGAUUGGAGUGGUGCGGGAGAUCAAGAGGAUUUGUUUCUAUCAAAAGUCCGACAGUAUUUCAAAAACCGAUCGCCUCCUGAACAGACGAGAUUCUUGGCAGACCUAUUGAACUUGUGUACCAGCCAGCAAUUGAGCUUUGUUCGACAAUACGUAGAUCCUUUACUGAAGAAAGACCCCUUUACCAGUUUGCCAAAUGAAAUCUGUCUGAGAGUAUGUAUCUUCAUUCUAUCGAGGUCAUUCUAAGCUAAUCUUAUCAAUCGUUAGAUCCUUUCGUGUAUCGACGACCCCAAAGUUCUUGCCCGAGCAUCCCAGGUGUCACAAAGAUGGCGAGAACUUCUGGCCGACGACGUCACAUGGAUGAAGUUAUGUGCCAAGCACGAUUAUGGCAGAAAGCUGUCAGAUUCGCCCCUCAGCACCCCUCUUUUCUCCUCACUUCGCCCUCCACCACAGCCGGUCCAUAGCUAUUUUGAUGGAGAUUCAAAGUCCUACCCUACAGCCGCCCGAAGUUUUGACAGUUCUACAGCAGCUUUAAUAAGAAGACCAAAUAUGCGUUCAUACAAAUCACAUUUCAAACAGAGAUAUUUGGUGGAGACAGCCUGGAGGACCGGUGGACGUAAUAUUGCUAGACACAUAACACAGGAUCAAGGAGUGGUUACCAGCUUACAUCUUACGUCAAAAUACAUCGUGGUUGCUCUUGAUAAUGCCAAGAUUCAUGUCUUCAACACCGAUGGAAAUGCACAGAAAACAUUGCAAGGACAUGUAAUGGGUGUGUGGGCGAUGGUGCCCUUUGAGGAUACUCUUGUCAGCGGAGGUUGUGAUCGUGAUGUUCGGGUUUGGGAUAUGUCUACAGGGUGAGUUCUUUCUGGAUUUACGACAAAUUGAUGAAACUAACAAGUUGCGUAGGGAGAGCUUACAUACCCUGCGUGGACAUACUUCGACGGUUCGUUGUCUGAAAAUGGCCAAUUCUACUACAGCAAUCUCCGGGUCGAGGGACACGACUUUGAGAGUAUGGGAUAUCGAGACCGGUCUUUGCAAAAACGUUCUUGUUGGACAUCAAGCCAGUGUUAGAUGUUUAGAAAUUGUUGGUGAUAUCGUUGUUUCUGGAAGUUAUGACACAACUGCCAGAGUGUGGAGUCUUCAAGAGGGACGAUGCCUGCGUACUCUUUCCGGCCAUUUCUCCCAGAUCUAUGCUAUCGCCUUUGAUGGUAAACGAGUCGCAACAGGUAGUUUGGAUACAAGUGUCAGGAUAUGGGAUCCAACGAACGGGUAUGUAUAAUGAGGCUAUCGGCUGAUCAUAACUAACAAAUUGUAGUUCCUGCCAAGCCAUACUUCAAGGUCAUACAUCUUUAGUCGGUCAGCUUCAAAUGCGCGGAAACACGCUCGUUACAGGAGGUUCUGAUGGGUCGGUUCGAGUUUGGUCAUUGGAAAAGAUGGCUCCAAUUCACCGAUUAGCUGCCCAUGAUAAUAGUGUCACCAGUCUACAAUUCGAUGAUACUCGUAUUGUCAGUGGUGGCAGCGACGGACGAGUCAAGGUCUGGGAUCUUAAAACUGGGCAACUUGUUCGAGAACUUACAGCCCCAGCUGACGCAGUCUGGAGGGUCGCAUUCGAGGAUGAAAAAUGUGUUGUCAUGGCCAGUCGAUCAAAUCGCACAAUUAUGGAGGUUUGGUCGUUUUCUCCACCGGAAGAACAGCUCUAUGAAACAAACGUCUUCCUUGGAAAUCGAUCGGUUACUGCACCUCAACGACCUCUUAGCGCUAUUGAGUAUAGGUCGAGCGCAACACCAGAUCAGCCAAUGUCAGGUUUGUUACCACAAGAAGCGACUUACGUUAAUCGUGAUGUUGACAUGAAGGAUGCUGGACCUUCGACUGCGCCCCCUCAAGCUACAGGUCCCACUUUUUUCAACGAUGAGGACUGAGAUGUUUAAUGCUUAUCAACCAGUUCGAAAUAAUAAAAAGCCCGACUAAUAUUCGAGCUGAUGCCCGUCGCCAGAUACGUUGUUUAUUUGUUUUAUUUUUGGCGACCAAUGGGACCUCCACCGAAUCCUAUUGCGAAUGAGGGGGCCUACUUAAAGAUCCAAGCUGGAAAACCAGAAGUGUUGAUACUUAUUGUAUCAAAUCUUUCGGAUUCGGGUAUAAAUUAUACAUGUCUGAUUAGACAUCGGCAUACGAUUUCGUUUCUUUGUCCUCGGCGUCCUUUUAUGCAUUUCUUUCUCUCGAUAUAUCUCUGGUCCAUUCAGUGCAUGGUAUCGCAUCGCAUGCAUUCGUUGAGGCGUUUGGAGAACAACAUUUGUUUGAGUUUACUUUCUUGUUUCCUGCCUGAUACCAUGAAUGCUGAAUGGGUAAGAGUGCAAGGACGCUAAUAAUACCGAGGGACCAGAUGGUUCGAUUUCUUCUUCUACAGCUUCUCUUCUUUUUUUUGCAUUGUCUCGUGUUGCUUGUGUUCUUGAUAGAAUAUGGAAACCUGUCAGUUUUAAGGGAAAUUGGUUUGGGGUUGUGGAACUGGAUGGAUGGGAAUUCGGCAGCGGACGUUUUUGUUUUGGGGGGUGGGGAAUGGGGUUUGCAUGGCGCUUGUGUUUUUUAUAUCAUACUUUCCCUUUCUCCUUUUUGAUUGUGGUAGAGCGAAAGAAAGUGAUAGGAAGAAGAAAAGAACGAAAGAAAACCUUGACGUUUUUUUUCCUUCGUUUUCUUGGCUUUCGCUUAGCGUCUAGGAGAGAUGAGCGGGAUAGAAAGUUGAUUACAUUAGAGCGAGGAAUAGGAAUAAAAGAAUAUUACACUUAAUA
This is a messenger RNA of Hymenoscyphus albidus, 4055 nucleotides long. Lineage: Eukaryota; Fungi; Ascomycota; Leotiomycetes; Helotiales; Helotiaceae. The record is from the annotation of a GenBank genome assembly.